AUGAGCUUGAACAAGCUGACCCGGCCCUCCGAGCUGAUCUCCAAGGGCCCUAAAGACAGCCCUUGUUACUUCUGCAAUGAACUCUUCGAAAUGGGUCAACUACAGAACCAUCUCAAGUUAUGUGGGAGUAUUUUGGAGCAAUGCCCGCUGCGGUGUGGUGCCUGGAUCCAGAGGAAACACAAGGAGGAACAUGUCAAGGACUGCCCAAAAAUGGAGAAGACACGAAAUUCAUCAAGUCACGUGAGCGUACCACCUCCAGUGCCUCCAGCCGUCUCCGAGCACACCUGGACUCCGAGGAACGUGAACCUGGAUGAUUGCGUGUCUUACUUGGAGAAGGAGGUCGCUAAUAUUAAGUUAGUCCUCACAGAAGAAAGCAGCCGUCGCGAGGUCCAGUCAACUGAACUCGAGACUAUUCGUUCUAAAAUAGUGCUGGUGGAAGAACGCAGUCAGCACUUUCUAUCUACCCUCGUGUCUCUCCGAGCAGCUGUUGAUGAUGAGGCGGAACGUUCAGCCAACUGGGCGGCACAGUUCAAGCAUGACCUGGCCAAUGUGCAGCUGGCAUUACAGGAACUACAAGGCCAGCAGUUGUCAACAGUGAUGAGAUUGGAAAGCACGGUGAGCGGACUGGUGCACGAGCAAAAUGAAAGAGAACUGCUUGAACAGGCCCUCACGCAGCACGACAGUAAAAUUAGAACAGUUAAAAAAUUAGUAACUAGUAAAGCUUGGAAAGAAUAUCACGAGAAAAAGGAAACUGAGAAAAAUAAAAAAACAGCAAGAAAAAGACGAAAGAGCUAG
Arctia plantaginis is the source of this 795-nucleotide messenger RNA. The record is from the annotation of a GenBank genome assembly. NCBI's taxonomy places the organism in Eukaryota, Metazoa, Arthropoda, Insecta, Lepidoptera, Erebidae.